AGUCAAUUCUCUUUCAUGAGACGGGAAGAAGAUAGGAAAUUUUCACGACAGGAAAAUUCACGUGGAGCUCACAACAACACGGGCAACAUAAAUCCACAUGUUCACUCCCUCUGGCCCUCCACCACUCGCCUUCACAACCCAUAUAAAAAACGCAAGGGGCCAAAGAGAUCAUUGCACUCGAGACGCAGACGCAGCAAGAAACCGCCGUCGCCGCCGGCAAUGUUCAGCUUCAACGUCUCACCGCUGCUCUCCUUCACUCCCUCGCUGACCUCAAUCACGCUCGUCCUCUUCACCGCCUUCCUCACCCUCAAAUGCCUCCGCCUCCUCUUCUCCGCCGUUGCUGCCACUAACCUCAACCUGCCGCCGUCACCGCCGAAGCUACCGAUCAUCGGGAACCUCCACCAGCUCGGCAAUUACCCGCACCGCUCGCUCCAAGCCCUGUCGAGACGCUACGGCCCCUUGAUGCUCCUCCACUUCGGGAGCGCGCCCGUCCUCGUCGUUUCGUCCGCCGACUGUACGCGUGACAUCAUGAAGACCCACGACCUCAUUUUCUCCGACCGACCCAGGUCGACCCUGUCCGCGAGGCUUCUGUACCACCGCAAGGACGUGUCGCUGGCGCCGUACGGCGAGUACUGGAGGCAGAUGAGGAGCAUCUGCGUGCUCCAGCUGCUGAGCAACAAGAGGGUCCACUCGUUUCGGACGGUCCGAGAAGAAGAGAUCUCUCUGUUGAUGGGCAAGAUCGAGCAGCAUCGCUCGGUGGACCUGAGCGACGCGUUCGGGUCGCUGACGAACGACAUCAUAUGCCGGGUGGCUCUGGGGAGGAAGUACAGCGAGGGCAUGCAGGGCAAGAAGUUCAAGGGACUGUUGGCGGACAUGAUGGGGUUGCUGGGCAUUUUCAACGUUGGGGACUUCAUCCCGAGCCUUGGGUGGAUCAACAAGCUGACUGGUCUGAAUGCAAAAGUGGAGCGUGUCGCGACGGAGUUCGACCAGUUUCUCCAUGGGGUGGUGGAGGAGCACCGGAGGAAGAUGGAGGAGAAGAGCAUCGGCGGCGGAGGUGAAGAUGGGAGAGACUUCGUGGACGUUUUGCUGGAUAUUGAGAAGGAUAAGAGUGUUGGUUUUGCUCUUGGUGCCGACAGCAUCAAAGCACUCAUCUUGGACAUAUUUACAGCUGGAACUGAUACAACGUACACAGUCCUGGAGUGGGUCAUGACCGAGCUCUUAAGACACCCUCGUGCCAUGAACAUUCUCCAAACCGAGGUCCGCAAAAUCGCCAUCGGCAAGCUGAAAAUAACCGAUGAGGACUUGGAGAAAAUGCAUUACCUGCGAGCAGUCCUCAAAGAGACUCUCCGCCUACACCCUCCGAUCCCGCUCCUCGUCCCACGACUAUCGACCCGGGACGUCAAAAUCCGAGGCUACGACAUCGCGGCAGGGACGAUGGUGAUCACGAAUGCGUGGACCGUUGGGAGGGACCCCAGCACAUGGGACGAACCGGACGAGUUCAAGCCUGAGAGAUUCUUGAACAGCCCGGUGGACUACAAGGGACAGGAUUUCGAGCUGAUUCCUUUUGGUGCUGGGAGGAGGGGUUGCCCCGGGACGUCAUUCGCGAUGGCGACCAACGAACUUGUCUUGGCAAAUCUGGUGAACAAGUUUGAUUGGGCACUGCCCGAGGGUCUGAAACCGGGGGAUUUGGACAUGGCGGAGUGCACUGGUCUUACCAUCCAUAGGAAAGUUCAUCUCCUUGCUGUUGCCACUCCAUUCCCGAGUUAAGGUUGUACAAGGCUGUGAACUCUACGGGCAUGUGAGUAUAUUUGUAUCGUACUCUUAGGUUCCAUUUAUUUUACAAAAAAUGAAUGAUUUAAAAAAUAUUUUCUUAA
This is a messenger RNA of Syzygium oleosum, 1874 nucleotides long. RefSeq names its product cytochrome P450 736A117-like. Bases 16 to 1767 code for a protein of 583 amino acids. The record is from RefSeq and is a predicted model, not a curated record. Lineage: Eukaryota; Viridiplantae; Streptophyta; Magnoliopsida; Myrtales; Myrtaceae. The transcript has 3 exons. Gene Ontology annotation, molecular function: oxidoreductase activity, acting on paired donors, with incorporation or reduction of molecular oxygen; monooxygenase activity; iron ion binding.